UUACAGGCUACAUGCAUUCAAAGGGAAAGAAACCGCUGAAGCUAAGAAAAGCUCAGCUAAUUAAAUUUAAACAGCUUCAUGGCUUUCAAAUCAGCUUCUAUACUUCCUUCCUCUAUCUCCAUCUACAAAGAGGGCAAGUCCAAUGCUUCUCUUAAGGAGGCAAGUUUCUUUGGAGUUUCGGUUUCACUUCCAAGCCACCUCAAGGCUGACUGCAACUAUUCUGUAAUAAGGAGCAAGGAACGCAGCAGAAGCGAGCUACAAUUACUUAUUGGAGCCAUUAAAGCCCAGACAGCUACUACGACUCCAGCAAUCGAUGAGGCAGCACCAGAAGCAAAGAAAACAUUGAGAAAGGGUAAUGUGAUUAUCACUGGAGCCUCAUCUGGCUUGGGCCUGGCCACAGCCAAGGCUUUGGCAGAGACAGGACAAUGGAAUGUAAUUAUGGCAUGUAGGAACUUCCUGAAGGCUGAGAGGGCAGCUAAAUCAGCUGGCAUUGCUAAAGAGAACUACACAGUCAUGCAUCUUGACCUUGCCUCCUUUGAUAGUGUCAGACAGUUUGCAGAUAACUUCCGUCGAUCAGGUAUGCCACUUGAUGUGCUAGUGUGCAAUGCUGCUGUCUACUUACCCACUGCCAAGGAGCCAUCCUUCACCGCUGAAGGGUUUGAACUCAGUGUUGGGACUAACCAUCUUGGUCACUUCCUGCUUGCACGGCUGCUGCUUGACGAUUUGAAGAAAUCAGACUACUCCUCCAAGCGGCUUAUCAUUGUUGGCUCCAUAACAGGAAACACAAACACAUUGGCCGGUAAUGUGCCUCCAAAGGCUAACCUUGGAGAUCUGAGAGGUCUUGCGGGUGGUUUGAAUGGGAUAAACACUUCACCAAUGAUAGAUGGUGGAGAAUUUGAUGGUGCCAAAGCCUACAAAGAUAGCAAAGUCUGUAACAUGCUCACUAUGCAAGAAUUCCACAGGCGUUGUCAUGAGGAGACAGGAAUCACCUUUGCUUCUCUCUACCCUGGUUGCAUUGCAGAAACAGCGUUGUUCAGGGAGCACAUUCCCUUGUUCAGGCUUCUAUUCCCGCCAUUCCAAAAGUACAUUACUAAAGGAUAUGUUUCUGAAGAGGAAGCUGGGAAAAGACUUGCACAGGUUGUGCGUGACCCAACCCUUGCAAAAUCAGGAGUUUACUGGAGCUGGAACAAGUACUCUUCCUCAUUUGAAAAUCAACUGUCAGAAGAAGCCAGUGAUACAGAGAAGGCACGAAAGCUGUGGGAGAUGAGCGAGAAGCUAGUCGGGUUAGCUUAAUUGAAGCCCCAAAGAUAAUCACACAACCCACAGGGACCUAGGAUGCUUUCUGCUCUUGCAAAUGCAAAUAAUAUUUUGAAUGAGAUGAGACAUUGAGCACAUCAAUUUCUGCACUCAAAUGGUCUGUAAAUUUGCAUAUGCCAUAUCUCCCGGAAUGAGACUCGAAAUAAGUGCUAAAUCAGUAAAAUAUUACAAGUGAGACUGUGAGAAUGUAAUAUAGAAAUCUGUUCACCAAGAAAAAACAAAUGCAAGUCUCACUAAGUUCAGAGGCAAACUUCUACA
This is a messenger RNA of Hevea brasiliensis (rubber tree), 1575 nucleotides long. RefSeq names its product protochlorophyllide reductase. Gene Ontology annotation, molecular function: protochlorophyllide reductase activity. The transcript has 5 exons. The record is from RefSeq and is a predicted model, not a curated record. NCBI's taxonomy places the organism in Eukaryota, Viridiplantae, Streptophyta, Magnoliopsida, Malpighiales, Euphorbiaceae. The coding region runs from base 79 to 1293 and encodes 404 amino acids.